This is a messenger RNA of Diospyros lotus (date-plum), 2884 nucleotides long. RefSeq names its product U-box domain-containing protein 17. The record is from RefSeq and is a predicted model, not a curated record. Lineage: Eukaryota; Viridiplantae; Streptophyta; Magnoliopsida; Ericales; Ebenaceae. Gene Ontology annotation, molecular function: protein binding; ubiquitin-protein transferase activity. The transcript has a single exon. Gene Ontology annotation, biological process: protein ubiquitination. Gene Ontology annotation, cellular component: cytoplasm; nucleus. Bases 416 to 2566 code for a protein of 716 amino acids.
GAAGUUUACAGAGAAAUUCCAAGAGAGAGAGAAGGGGAGAGAGAGAACCAGAGCCCACCACUUUCUUCCUCUUCGUCCUCCUCUUCCUCCUUCCUUUCACGCGGAUUUGGCUUAAACUUUUCCCAGGUAUUCUUUUCCACCCAAUAUAUCUUUGAAUCCCCCGUUUCUCAACGCACCCAGAGAAAUUCCAGACGUCGGUGGUCAAGCGAAAAUCUAUACAUACCCACGAGAAAUUUCAGAGAUCGGAGUUACAAGGAGGUGUGUAGAGAGAGAAACCUAUAGAUAUAGAGAGAGCGGGGGGCGGGAGAAAGUGCAGAAAUUGAAGAAAUAGGUGGUGCAAAGAAAAGAAAGGAUAGAGAGAAGUUCGUGCGUAGAUAUCUGUACAGAGGAGAAGCAUAUAUAUAUAUAUAUAUUGAUGGCGUCGGCGGCGAUUUUUUCGUCGCUGAGGAGGAGGAGGUCGCCGUCGCUGGAGGCGUUUCUGGCACCGGUGGAUCUGACGGAGGCGGCGCUGGUGGAAACCCUAGCGGCGGUCUCGGGCGAGCUGGUGUCGUCGUUUUCCGGGAAAACGCUGGCGUUUCAGCGCCGGAAUUCGCGCUCUUUGGUUCGCAAGGUCGAGGUCUUCCUCGUCCUGUUGGACCAUCUUCGCGAAUCGGGUCUCGGUUCGGGUCUCUCCGCGACGGCGAUUCUCUGCUUGAAGGAAUUGUAUUUGCUGCUGUAUCGGUCCAAGAUGCUGCUCGAGUACUGCUUUCUUUCGAGUAAGUUGUGGCUUUUGCUUCAAAACCAUUCGAUUUCGGGCCAUUUUCAUGAUCUGAGCCAAGAGAUUUCCACUCUUCUGGAUGUGUUUCCCUUGGAAGAGUUGAAUUUGAGCGAUGAUGUUAGGGAACAGGUUGAAUUGUUGCAAAAGCAAUCGAGACGGUCUAAGUUGUUUAUUGAUAAACAUGAUGAUGAAUUGAGGCUCAAAUUCUAUUCGUUUCUUGAUAAGUUUGAGAACGGGAGGGUUCCCGAUCCGGUAGAACUGAAUUCCUUUUUCGUGGAGGAAUUGGGAAUUCGGGGUUCGAGAAGUUUCCGGCUAGAAAUUGAGUUUUUGGAAGAGCAGAUUGUGAAUCAUGAAGGGGAUAUUGAGCCAACGGUAUCGGUGCUUAAUGGGUUUGUGGCGUUGAUUCGGUAUUGCAGGUUCUUGUUGUUUGGGUUUGAUGAGGAUGAAAUGGGAUUGAGAAGUGGGAAGCAGAGGAAAGUUAAAAAGGGUCUGAUUACUCAAGAAAUUGCAGAGACAUUUCUCACAAUCCCAAAGGAUUUCUGUUGCCCAAUAUCGUUGGAUUUGAUGAGAGACCCGGUGAUAAUUUCGACAGGGCAGACGUAUGAUUGGGCUUCCAUAUCGAGGUGGAUAGAUGAAGGACAUUGUACUUGCCCAAAGACAGGGCAGAUGCUUGUUCACACCCGGCUUGUUCCGAAUCGGGCUCUCAGGAAUUUGAUUGUGCAGUGGUGCACUGCUCAUGGGAUACCUUAUGAACCGCUCGAGAAUGUGGAUGCUUCUACGGAAACUUUUGCAGCUUCAGCAAGCAAAGCUGCAAUUGAAGCUAACAAGGCCACUGCAGCUCUUCUCAUUCAACAGCUAGAGCUUGGGUCAGAGGGGGCAAAAACUAUUGCUGCUCGUGAGAUACGCUUGUUGGCCAAAACUGGAAGAGAAAACCGGGCCUAUAUCGCAGAAGCUGGGGCGAUCCCCCAUCUGAAAGGGCUGCUAUCGUCUCCAAAUGCUAUUGCACAAGAGAACUCUGUGACAGCAAUGCUCAAUUUAUCAAUAUAUGACAAGAACAAGAGCCGAAUAAUAGAUGAAGAAGGAUGUUUAGGAUGUAUUGUUCAAGUUUUGAGACAUGGGCACACGACCGAGGCAAGGGAAAAUGCUGCAGCGACGCUGUUUAGCCUAUCUGCUGUUCAUGAUUAUAAAAAGAGAAUAGCGGAUGAGGAUGGUGCAAUUGAGGCUUUGGCUGGGAUGUUGAGGGAAGGGACGCCCAGAGGGAAGAAGGAUGCUGUCACAGCUUUAUUUAAUCUAUCUACCCAUGCGAAUAACUGUGUGAGAAUGAUAGAGUCGGGGGCUGUAACUGCACUGGUGGAAGCUUUGGGGGUUGAGGGUGUUGCUGAGGAAGCAGCGGGCGCAUUGAAUUUGGUUGUUAGGCAACCAAUUGGCGCUACAGCAGUUGGGAAUGAGGAAACGGCAGUACCUGGAUUGUUAGGAAUGAUGCGAUGCGGGUCUGCAAGGGGAAAAGAGAAUGCUGUAGCAGCAUUGCUUGAGUUGUGUCGCAGUGGUGGGGCAGCUGCAACUGAGAGGGUGCUGAAGGCGCCUGCUUUGGCCGGUUUGCUGCAGACCUUGCUCUUCACAGGAACAAAGCGUGCAAGGAGAAAGGCGGCAUCACUUGCCAGAGUUUACCAGAGGCGCGAGAAUGCAGCAUUGCAUUUUGGAGGAUUAGGAAUAGGGUAUGCCUUGUCAGGGAACUCAACUGCGAAUAGAGAUACAAAUUUUGCUGGUGAUGUCUCGGUGUCCAUGUCCAUUUCAGUGCCAGUUCUAUAGGGGUAAUACCUGCUCUUAUGUUGCUCUCCUCCCCAUUUCAUUAUCUUCCCAUUUUUGUUGUAACAUCCAUAUAUUCAUUCAUUGAAACACGAAACAUGAAAAAAACCAGAAAAUUUAUACUAAUAUCCUCACGUGUCUGGAAAGAAUGGCAUAUUGUUCCUAUGUCCAUACUGAGAUGGCCAGACGUCCAUACAGUGAUAUCCAAAAUUAUUCUUAUGAAAAAUAAUGCACCUUUGUUUAGUCUGUAUCUCAAGACUUUUGAUGGAUUUUUCCAUUUAGUGACAAUAUGCUAAUAAUGGAAAAACACUUCAAACGGUA